Molecule: messenger RNA, 808 nt
Organism: Drosophila pseudoobscura
Lineage: Eukaryota; Metazoa; Arthropoda; Insecta; Diptera; Drosophilidae
Exons: 2
Coding region: 119-559 (146 amino acids)
Cellular component (GO): NatC complex
Molecular function (GO): RNA binding
Source: RefSeq, a predicted model, not a curated record
CAAUCAAAGCAAAACCCUUUCUGGAUUCGUAUUUCUCAACCAAAACCUAAAUUCAUUCCAAACCUUUUCCGAAACUCUUUGCAAAUCUUUUCCAAAGUUCAUCCUCAAACGCUUGAAAAUGUCCAACAAAAAGGAACUUUUCCAUGCCACAUCCUUCACCAACGAGAAGAGCACCAUGGGCACUGCUUCGCCGGGCAGGGAGUUCCUCAAGAAACUGUUAGGCAAGACCGUGCGAGUGGUGCUCGAGGAUAAGCUCAUUCUCAUUGGUAUCCUUAGCUGCACGGACCGUGAUCAGAAUCUAAUACUCUCCGAUUGUGCCACAUUCCUCAACGAGGGAGAGGAGCCCAUUUCCAGGGGAGAUGUGAUGGUCCCAGGGGAGAAAAUAUCCAAGAUUUCGAUUCCGAUACCAUUAAAUAUGCAGAAAGUUGAAAAACCCAAAGCGGAGAACAAGAAGAAGGAAGAGCAACUGCCUGAAGAGAAAGGGACCGACAAGAUGGAGUCGCAGGAGAAAGAGGACCAGGAAAAGGCAGCAGAGAAGACCCACUUGAAGGAGGAUUAGAAGAAAGAGAGACAAGGAAAAGAAGCAGAGAAGAACGAGUGCAAGAAGAAGAGAGAUAGAAGAACGUAGCUCGAUAGAAGGAAGGAGAGCUAGAAGAAGAAAGGCAGGAAAGAAGUAGAAGGAGAAAAAGAAAAAGAAGGAGAAAGUGAAUCCUGAAAUGGAGAAUAAAAAGCCGAAAUUGAAAAAUAUCGAUUAUUCUAUCGUUUCAAAAUUGCUGUCAGAAAUUACGGAAUAUCGAUUGAAAAUAAA